This is a messenger RNA of Chrysoperla carnea, 773 nucleotides long. RefSeq names its product mitotic spindle assembly checkpoint protein MAD2A (gene mad2). Gene Ontology annotation, biological process: mitotic spindle assembly checkpoint signaling. The transcript is spliced from 3 exons. NCBI's taxonomy places the organism in Eukaryota, Metazoa, Arthropoda, Insecta, Neuroptera, Chrysopidae. Gene Ontology annotation, cellular component: cytoplasm; kinetochore; nucleoplasm. The coding region runs from base 86 to 709 and encodes 207 amino acids. The record is from RefSeq and is a predicted model, not a curated record.
UGUAUAUUUUAUAAUUAAUCGUUUAUUUUAUACUAUUUUAACAGUUUUCAUUGUUUAUUUAUUGUUAUUUAAAAAGUUAUACAAAAUGUCAGCUGUGGAAACUAAAAAUGCAAUUACAUUAAAAGGAUCGGCGAAGAUGAUAUGUGAAUAUUUAAGUUAUGGAAUAAAUACAAUUCUGUAUCAACGUGGAGUGUAUCCACCUGAAACAUUUAAAGCCGAUGAAAAGUUUGGUGUUGUUUUACUCAUGUCCCAAGAUGAAAAAGUUCAAACAUUUUUAAAUGCUAUUUUUUCACAAAUGCAAAUUUGGCUUGAAAACGAUAAACAAUGGAUUAAAAAAAUAGCCAUGGUAAUCUCAAAUGUACAAACCAAAGAACCAUUAGAACGUUGGGAAUUUAAUUUAGAAUAUGAUGCAAUUGAAACAGGAGGAUCCGGUGAUUCAAUUGUUUCAAACAAACCCUUAAAAAGAGUACAAGCUGAAAUUCGUGAUGUACUUAAACAAAUCAUAUCAACAAUUUCAAUUUUACCAUUAUUAGACUGUUUGUGCAGCUUUGAUAUACAUAUUUAUACAACCGAUGAUUGUACCGUUCCCGAAAAAUGGGGAAAUACUAAAGGUGCCGAAAUUCAAAAUGCUCAAAGAGUACAAUUACGAUCAUUUGAUACUGGAAUACAUAAAAUGGAUACGUAUGUGUCAUAUAAAAUGGACGACUGAUGAUUUUUUUUGUAAUUAUUUUUAAACCUAAUUGUUUUUUAAAGUAUAUUCUGUUUAAUGAUUC